AUGGCAUACUCUCAACUUCAAAAGCUGGAAGCCAAUGUGCAUAUCAAGGCUUCUGCUGAGCAGUUCCAUGAUGUUUUAUGCAACAGGACACACCAUAUUGCCAACAUUUUGCCUAAAAAAAUACAUUCUGUUGAAAUUCAUCAAGGUGAAUGGGGCACUGAGGGAUCCAUCAUCUCCUGGAAUUAUUUACUUGAUGGGAAAGUUGGAGUGGCUAAGGAGGUGGUUGAAAGCGUAGACAAGGAAAACCAUAAAACCAACUUCAAGGUUAUAGAGGGUGACCUAUUGAGGCAUUACAAGAGCUUCAGGCUUAUAGGGCAAGCUAUUCCAAAGGAAAAUGGAAGUGUGGUGCAUUGGGUUCUGGAAUAUGAGAAACAAACAGGCCAUACUUCUGACCCUUACACCUUAUUGGAUUUGACAAUUGAGAUGAGCAAAGAGAUUGGUGCUUACCUUACUCAACAAAACAUCACUAAGUAA
Sphenostylis stenocarpa is the source of this 474-nucleotide messenger RNA. Lineage: Eukaryota; Viridiplantae; Streptophyta; Magnoliopsida; Fabales; Fabaceae. The record is from the annotation of a GenBank genome assembly.